Xyrichtys novacula (pearly razorfish) is the source of this 3573-nucleotide messenger RNA. Lineage: Eukaryota; Metazoa; Chordata; Actinopteri; Labriformes; Labridae. The record is from the annotation of a GenBank genome assembly.
AUGGAAGAAUCUGACUCAGAAAUGGAACUUUUUUUACCAAGCAUGUUGAGAACUUUACUAUCAGCUCACAGUGGCUUAGACCCAAAAGAUGAUGAAAAUCUUCUUUUAAACACGCUGCAAAGACUGGUCACAAGCAUCAAAUGGGAACCUACAGAAGCUGCUGAAUUGUUUGGUGCUCUCAUGAAGAGAUUUGAGUUAACAGAAAAAGAUGGCUCUGAUCUUAUCCCUUGGAUGCUGGAAAUGCUACACUGCAUUGAGAUCAAUUACAUCACUCCCACUUGGAAAUGUCAAAUGAAAAGGACAUUGAUCGAAUGUGUACAAGACAAGAACCUAACAAAUGAAGGCCUCAAGAAACUUUUGGCUGAUGACAGAGACAAGACACUUGAUGAAAUUCUUGAGGAAAUCCGCCAACAAGAGUUAAAUGAUAUUGAUAAAGAGCUUUUACGUCACGUGAAAGAUAUCGUAUCAUCAGUUAAUAGAGCUCUUGAUACACAAAAAGAUGCAUCACAGAUGAGUGGCUUGAAAAAGGACCUGUUGGAGCUUUGUCAGGCAGUGGAAAAAGUAAAAUUCAGACCCCGACUGACACAGAUGGUGAGCUGGUGCAUUAUGGUUCUUUCUGACACAGGCCGGUUAAUUCAGGUUGCGACUGGAGAGGGAAAGUCAUGUAUCGUGGCAAUGUUUGCUGCGCAUCAAGUCAGGAAGGGUAGAAAGGUAGACAUCAUGUCAAGCUCACCAGUUCUUGCAGAAAGAGAUUUAAUGGAUUGGAAAAAAUUUUAUAAAAAGCUAGGACUAACUGUCAGCUGCAACUGCAACAAGCAAGAUGAGGACUCAAAAGAGUGCUAUGAGAGUCAGGUUGUUUAUGGCACAGUGGAGGAAUUUGCCGGUGACUGGCUUCAACACCACUUUCUAAGAAAGGACACAUUUGGGAAAAGAAAACAUGAGUGUGCAAUUGUGGACGAAGUAGAUUCUUUGAUGCUGGAUAAGGGACUUCAUGUGGUUUAUAUAAGCAGUGAUAUGCCAGCUCUGCACCAUCUCAGUCCACUCUUAGCAUUUAUAUGGUCCACUGUUAAUCAGUACAGUAAGAUUGGCGGGGAAAUAACUGUCGGGCGAAAAUGCCCCUUUCAUCAGGUUGUGCUUGAAAGCAUAAAAAGUGAAAACGUCAGUGAGUUCACUAUCCUUCAAAUGGCUGAGGACACAGGUUUACUGACACGAGGUUCAGUCAAGGUUCUCAGAAAGAGUAUGAGCCUAUUACCUGAAAAAAUGGCCAACAUUACCAUCAACCAAAUGGCAAAAUUCCUCAACGAGGUAGAGAGGAAAUACCCACCAUGCCAGUUUGCUUUGUACUGCAUGACUGAUGAUGGAGCAAUAGAGAAGGUGAACAAAGGACCACAAACAGAAACGGGUGACCAACAGAGAGUCCCACUGGUUUUAAUCGAUGGUGGCUUCUGUCAGUACAUCUAUUCCAAUCAAGAACGUACACAGGCUGCUGCAGAGGCAGAAAUAAAACAAGCUUUAAGAUACACAUCGUGUGAUCUUAGCCAAGAUAAGUCUACCUGCUACAUCCCUGGCUUCCUCUCUGAUCUGGUUGAAUCUAAACUCAAGGUUUGGAUAGAAAAUGCAUUCCUUGCAAAGACCAUGUCAAGAGAUCGUGAGUAUGUACUGGAGAGACACGGGGUUGUGCCUGUUGACUACAGCUGCACAGGGGUCAUUGAAAACGACAUGAAAUGGACGGAUGGACUCCAGCAGUUUCUUGAAAUGAAACAUGGAGGCAAGUUGAGUGACAUGACAGCGAUCACAAACUAUAUGUCCAGUGUCGGCAUGCUUCAGAAGUACGGAAAUCAGAUCUUUGGAAUCUCUGGAACUCUUGGCCAAAAAGCAGAAACUGAGACCCUGCAGAAAAUCUAUGAAGGAAUCAAAACCUGUCAGAUACCAACAUUCAAACGCAGAAAGCUGUUUGAGGUUGAAGGUGUGAUUGUAUGUAAUGAUGAGGAAUGGAGAAAGAAAAUCUGUGAGGUUGUCUCUACACAAACCAGUUCUACAACGUUUAGGGGUCAAAGAGCUGUUUUGGUCAUCUGUGAGACCAUCGGUCAUGCAAAGGACCUUUACCAUGCGCUAGGAGAUCAAAUCCCAGCCAAAAAGCUUUACAUAAGCAACAACAUGGACAACGCUGCAGUCUUUGCUCAACUUGGAGCCGGAGAGGUGAUCAUCGCAACUAACCUUGCAGGUCGUGGGACAGACCUUCAAGUCUCCAAGCCAGUGAAGGCAGCCGGAGGUCUGUUUGUUGUGCAGACUUUCCUACCAAAGAAUGCUCGUGUGGAAGCACAGGCGUUUGGUCGCACUGCUCGACAAGGGGCUCCUGGAUCUGCUCAGCUAAUUGUCUGCUCUGGACAUCUGCCAGAACGACUCCAGCUACUUGUUUAUAUGCGGGAACUUUUAGCUUUACUGGAGAGUAUUGUCGAAGUCACCUCAGUUUUACAAAGUUGUUUUAUGAUGCGGCUGAGGUCGUAUCAGAGGAGACAUGGUGCUCAACAAGCCCAAGUUAUGUCUUCAAUGCUGUCUCAGAUUUUGUCUGAAAGCUCCAGUUCAGUGCUGAAGAAAGUUAAAAAGAUCAGAGAUGACUCUGUGAAUAGUGGACUCGACAGUUUCUUGAAGGAGGACAUUCCACAGAUUAAGAAGAAAGAAGAACUCUUCUGUCAGUACUUGAGGUUUGUUGAUGAGAUUCACCAAGACUCAGACAACAAACCAGAAGAGUCAUAUUUCUCUGCCCUAAAUGAAUCCUGGGGCAUGUGGCUACUCAUGGACUUUAAUGCAAGUGACUGUAUCACAGAGUUGAAGAAAAAACUAGACAAGGACUUGAAAGCAGCCAAGGAAAAAGUCAGUCAGAGGGAAUCACCCCUAUCAAACCUGCACCACUACACAGUAACUGGAAAUGAGCUACGUGAGAAGGGGCAUCUUGCAGAGAGUAUCAAGAUGUACACUAAGGCCAUUCAGAUGGACCACUGUUGGGCAGCAGUUGCAUACUACAACCGUGCUUUUGCAUCUUUGACCCAACAAAACGGUCACCAGGAUCCAGACUGCAUUCGUCAAGCUCUUGAAGAUUUGCAGUUAGCACUGAAGUCUGCUGAGCUCUACUGUGAGCAAAAUGAGGUUACUGAGAGAUACUCAAAGCCAGAAAUCGGGGACCUACGUGGUGAUUUUUGUACCAGAAUUGAAUGCCACAUGCUAGCUAGAAAAAAAGUGUGGGAUUAUUUCAAGGCAAACAUCACUGAAGCUAUCAAGAAGGUAGACAGGGCCGAUGAUUUUGGUGGGACCGUGAGAGUGGAGGAGAGUCUAGUCUACUUUUUGGCUCCAGUGGAGGAUCUUCUUCUCUUGUCAAUCUUCUUGACUGUGUCACAGAUUCAAAUCCCCUCCAGAGACCCACUUAGGAUCCAUCAGCUUACUAGUGAGCCCUCCUUUGACAUUAUCCAUGAACUCAGCUGCCUUAAAUCUCUGGGUCUGACUCAGGUCUAUACUGUAGACACAAUGUUUUCUGUGGGAGGCCUUCUCUCAAAGGUUAAGAGAAAAUUGUUUUGA